Molecule: messenger RNA, 1125 nt
Organism: Pseudo-nitzschia multistriata
Lineage: Eukaryota; Bacillariophyta; Bacillariophyceae; Bacillariales; Bacillariaceae
Source: the annotation of a GenBank genome assembly
GAGUCCMGUCACUUUCUACUAAUACACRAUAGAAACCGUACAAAGCCUUUGCGAAGAAAGAAACGACAAACAACUAGCGAAAUGAACUCCGUGCUCUGCCGAUGCGGCCUCGUYGUGGUGAUGAUGCUGUGGCCAUCAUUUUGCGACUCCUUUCAKAUCACAAUUCCGGCAACAAGCGACCUCACGACGACGCAAACGACUCGGAAAUCCGACGUGAUAAUGGGAGCUGUCGCUCGAACGAGCACACGWGUCMAGUCCUCAUCCCAAGACCGGUCCGACGAAUGCAGCGACGACRCUUCGUCGCCGUCUUCUUCGUCUUCUCUGCCCGCCGAACACACCGUCACCCUCCACUACGAAGACAGCUCCUGCGACAUUCUGGCCCGGWCCGACGAAACGAUACUGUCGGCCCUCGAGCGGAACCAGCCCUACCUGGAGUCCCUGGGUCURCCGAACUCCAUGAUCCCCUCGGACUGCCGAAGGGGGAACUGCCUCACCUGUACGGGAACCCACGCGUCGGCCUCCUCCCAGCUGGCCUCCGGGAGUGCCGUGGUCUGCGACGGGGACGGCYUGUCGCCGCACAUCUCCAGAACCAUCCGGGAGAAGGGGUACAUACUGACCUGCAGCACGCGGGUCGUCGGAGAGGGCCUGCAGCUGAAUCUCGGCCAGAACCACAGGGUAUGGAAGGACAUCUACCAGGACCGGUUGGUGGAGGAGCCAACGCAGACCGAAAAAUGGGCCGCCAUGGCGAGGGCCAAGCGCCAGAGCGACGAGCGCAACCAGGUGCAAUGGAAGAAGCAAACGGGGGAGCUCCUGUCGUCUGCGGAAGGACCAGAAAACGACGGCGRWKGCUAACCGACGCAGGACUGGGCACAUUUCAUACAAAUCUAUCUCUCCGACCACAAGGUUGCCCUAGCAGAGGCCAGCACAAACUGCAAUCCAUUUUSAACACAUCUCCCAAGCAGCUGUCCCUUUCUGUCCCAUCACAAAAGAAACAGGAAGUAAAGAUCGCUCUAUUCAUUUGUGGUCUGCUUGGAGUUGGUUGCUGUCAUGUAUUUGUUUWACUACUAGUUUAAAUCUUGCAACGAAAGAACGCUCUCCAAGGAGCCAUAAAUCCCUCAGUACUCC